This is a messenger RNA of Physeter macrocephalus (sperm whale), 2751 nucleotides long. RefSeq names its product solute carrier family 35 member F3 (gene SLC35F3). The transcript has 8 exons. Gene Ontology annotation, biological process: thiamine transport. The record is from RefSeq and is a predicted model, not a curated record. NCBI's taxonomy places the organism in Eukaryota, Metazoa, Chordata, Mammalia, Artiodactyla, Physeteridae. Bases 1 to 1473 code for a protein of 490 amino acids. Gene Ontology annotation, cellular component: membrane.
AUGGGGAUCCGAGAGUUUCCCGGCGGCGCACCCGGGGGCAAAAGCAUCACCAUUGGCAUGAGGAGGUCACCGGACGUCAGCCCCAGGAGACUGUCCGACAUCAGCCCCCAGCUCCGGCAGCUCAAGUACUUGGUGGUGGACGAGGCGAUUAAGGAGGAUCUGAAAUGGUCGCGCUCGGUGGAGGACCUCACCAGCGGGCCCGUGGGGCUCACGUCCAUCGAGGAGCGGAUCCUGCGCAUCACCGGCUACUACGGCUACCAGCCCUGGGCGGCGAGCUACAAAAGGGAGGAGCGCCUCCGGGACCCCCCGGGCCCGGCAGAGGCCCAGGCGCCGGUGGGGACCGACACCGGUGGCAGGCCGAGCCCUCGCUGCUGGAGAUGUUCCCAGGCGCAGCUCAAGAAGAUCUUCUGGGGCGUGGCAGUGGUGCUGUGCGUGUCCUCCUCCUGGGCCGGUGCCACCCAGCUCGCCAAGCUGACCUUCAGGAAGCUCGAUGCUCCCUUCACCCUGACGUGGUUUGCCACCAACUGGAACUUUUUCUUCUUCCCGUUGUACUACGCGGGGCACGUCUGCAAGUCGGCAGAGAAACAGUCGGUGAAGCAGAGAUACAGGGAAUGCUGUCGAUUUUUUGGAGACAAUGGCUUGACUUUGAAGGUGUUUUUUACCAAGGCAGCACCCUUUGGUGUUCUUUGGACACUCACAAACUACCUGUACUUACAUGCAAUAAAGAAAAUAAACACUACGGAUGUCUCCGUAUUGUUCUGCUGCAACAAAGCUUUUGUGUUCUUGCUCUCAUGGAUCGUUCUCAGGGACAGGUUCAUGGGAGUGAGGAUCGUGGCCGCCAUCCUCGCCAUCGCUGGGAUCGUGCUGAUGACCUACGCGGAUGGCUUCCACAGCCACUCUGUCAUCGGCAUAGCCCUGGUGGUGGGCUCGGCAUCCAUGUCCGCCCUCUACAAGGUCCUGUUCAAGCUCCUCCUGGGCAGUGCUAAGUUUGGAGAAGCCGCCUUAUUUCUGUCCAUUUUGGGUGUGUUUAACAUCCUCUUCAUCACCUGUAUUCCUGUCAUCCUCUACUUUACCAAAGUGGAAUACUGGAGCUCUUUCGAUGACAUUCCAUGGGGGAACCUUUGUGGAUUUUCAGUCCUCUUAUUGACAUUCAAUAUUGUAUUAAAUUUUGGAAUUGCUGUUACAUAUCCCACUCUGAUGUCUCUUGGAAUCGUCCUCAGUGUACCUGUGAAUGCAGUUGUUGAUCGCUACACCAGUAAGAUCGUCUUCAACGGGGUCCGGGUCGUCGCCAUGGUCAUCAUCGGCCUGGGCUUCCUCCUCCUGCUUCUGCCGGAGGAGUGGGACGUCUGGCUGCUUAAGCUGCUCACCCGCCUGAAAGUGAGGAAGAAGGAGGAGGCGGCGGAGGGUGGCGCGGACCUGGGCUUGGGGCCUCAGAGCAAGAGUGGAAGGGCCCGGCCCUCCUUCGCCCGCUGAUGGUCCGCCCGAGAACUCUGUGGUGACGCUCGCGUGGGUGAUUUGGAAUCUCUUCCCCGCAGGGGGAACCUCGGUUCGGUGAGGUGUACAUACCUGUACAGUUUUGGUAAUCUGCGGUAAGUUAUAUGGUAUUUAUUGGCAUGUCCAACUUGCUUGCACUUUUUUUCACAUCAGACCUUUCACUUAAGGGUACCAAUUAAAUACGGGAGGGAAAAGAACCUCUCCGCUCUUUUUAAAUGAAUGUAAAGCAGCUUAAAAUGAUCCUUGCCUAGAUUGUUUGGGAUGACAGAUGUUCUUGACAAGGCAGGGCAGAUGUUUUGACUCUUCCCAACUGAAAAUUACAUUGCACACUGUGAUUAUUUUUCAGCUAUGGUAGGUCAUACUUUGUUUCAUACCAGAGCUGUACUCUUAAUUUGAAGGGAUUUCAAUGAACCAAAAGAUCACUCUGAGUUAAUUUGGAUAAACGGAUUGUUGGAUGGAUGGGUUGAUGGGAUGUGAAGAGCUGGAGCAGAAAAGGAUAAUGGACAUGGAAAAUCAUUGACUAUGGCUAACUGGGGGUGGCGAUUGGAGGAGGACAGGCCCAAGCCAGGUAACAGAAAGGGAAGGUUAAGUCCCAGCCCCAGCUGGCUUGCUCUCACGUGUCUGUGUAAGAUCAUGGAAGAGAAAUUACAGUGCCUUCUACAGAAUUUUUGUCUUUACCUAUGUGAAGCGAGGUGACAUUAUAGGUCACUGGUGCCGUCUUCUCAUUUAGAUGUAGAAAUCUUUAGAAACAAAUAAAAGACUAUACAUUGUGUGUGUGUGUGUGUGUGUGUGUGUGUGUGUACAAAAGUGGCAAAGCUGAUGACCAGUGUAGUAGAACACGGGUCACGGUGUGCAUAUCAGGUAGACUCCGCAGAAGAUGAAUCGCUGGUUGCUUUUACUUCCUGACCAAGACCACAAGAUUUACUGAAUCUGCAAACCUUUUUAUGAAACUUUUAAGCACCACGCUGUUUACUUCCACAAUUUAGGUCUGCCAGAAAAUUCUAUCUGUGAUAGAUCUGUAAAGAGGGCCAAGGGGGUUAGAGUUUACUAUUUUUGAAGUUUACAUUGUUACAUAACGAAUUGGAAACCUUAUUUUGAAACGGUGUCAUAACCCAGUGGUGUGCUCUGUAACCAUGGAGUCUUUCGUUUCCUAGGGGAAAGGGCAUUCGUGACCUGAACUUUUUAAGCAAAUUAUUAUUCUCAGUUUCCAUUACCUGUUUAACCAAACAGAUUAAUAAAUGAUUUAAAAAAGAAGCA